Molecule: messenger RNA, 4161 nt
Organism: Acanthoscelides obtectus
Lineage: Eukaryota; Metazoa; Arthropoda; Insecta; Coleoptera; Chrysomelidae
Source: the annotation of a GenBank genome assembly
ACAAAAUGGCCGCUGGCAAUGUCUUAAGUCAGUCGUGUUGCCCUUGAAUGGCAUGGAAUUGAAGCUUCUUCAGUUCCAGUGUAUAUGUGGUGUAUUAUGUUUCGUGUGAUCAUAACCUAUAAAUUUUACUUCACGUUUUGUAACAUUUUAGAAGAAUUGUUUGGUUUAUUUUUUAAAGUAUAUAUUUGAUUGUUGCCUGGUGAUUAUUUAAUCUUCGGUUAUGGUAUUUACAACUGUGGUAAACUUCGUAAGAUCUCGUGGACCAGACGAGUUCUGGAGGAAACGAAAAAUUUUCAAACUAGCUGCUCACUACAUCGGUAGAAGAAGAAACUGUUACAGUAUCACUAUACGAAAUGUACACAGAGCAUUAGUUUAUGCAACCAAGGGCAGAAAACUCAGAAAAGAGGAUAUGGCAAAUUUAUGGGAAACCAGAAUAAAAGCAGGAUGUGAGCAACAUGAUAUUCCAUAUGAAACAUUGAGGGAAGGACUGACAAGAUGUGACAUACUAGUGAAUCGUAAGACACUUUCUGAGUUGGCAUGCUGGGAGCCAUAUACAUUCAAGGCACUAACAGAUGUGGCUCGUAGGAGGGCUUUAGAUGAUGGUUUGAAGGGGGUUACAAAUGAAAAUGACAUAGACAGGAUAAUUACCAGAGGAAGUUUAAAUAAAGCAUAAUUUGUAUUGAACUUUUGUUACCUUGUUUAGUAGAUAUAUUUCUUAGUUAUUAUUAUAUUUUAACCUGCUCAGUAAUUUGUGCUGAAUAAUAAAAAACAAAUGGCACGUGUCGUAUUUGAAUACAGCUGUAUACUUGGUUUUAUUAUCUUAUUCUUGAGCUAGGAUAGUUAUUUCAGUGUGCUUAAAUGUUGAAUGGAACAGUUUGGAAAUCAAACAUUUUUAAUACAAAUCUUAGCAGACUUGUUCUGGAUACAAAUGGCUCACUAAGAUAUAUGUUUUUAUUAUACAUCACGUGGUGAUGGCGGAGCCACAAAAUCUAAAAAUUUGCCAUCUUCUUAAACCCUUUUAUCCCUUGAUUGAACCUACCUGAGCUCUUACUGAGUGUGAGGACGUCCAACCAUCCCAGCACAAAUUGGAAGUAGACUGUUCAGUUGUAAGAAUUUUCUACUAGGAUGUACUCAAUCCCCAAUAAAUAUACAGGCUAUUACAAUAUUAUUAUUAUUUUGUUUAUUGUCCAACUGCUCAAUAAAUCAUUUAAAAGAACUGUAUGUACCGAGUUUUAUAUUUUUUUUCUAUAUUUAUCACAACAAAGAAGUAAGAGUAAAUAAAUAAGUAGCUUGGACCUCUUUGUCGCAAGUUUCUAUUCGCAUCAUCAACAUUUCUCUUUUUUUAAAAAAACCCGCCAACCAUCAUUUAAGACAGAUUUUUUACAGACAACCCUAUAUAAUCGUGUUCGCAAUGAACAUGGGCUUAUUUUGAUAUAAGUUGUAUUUAUUAAACAGAUGGCUGAAAGUAACUACAUAGUAUCAACAUACGUGAUUAUUCCUACCAACCCAUUAGAUAGGUCAGGAAAAAAAUAGACAACUCAACCUUUGCAUAUUCUUCUUCCUACUUUGGGCUGGAUUAAAUUUAUUCGUUAAGUUCAAUAGUGCAAUGUUUAAUAAAAAGUGAUUUUUCAAUUUUUAAUCAACCAUAGUCUCACCAAGAAUUUUUUAGACAACCCACUCGCAAUAUACCGACAAUGAAAAUUGGCAAUGCUUUAUUUUUUGGCAAAUAAAGAUAACGCUCCAUGUAGUACAUGUUUAGUUAUCAUUAAGAGGCAUUUCUGGAAAGCUGAAUGGGUUUACCGGAAGUGACAUUAACUUUCGUUUUUCAAAUGGAAACUUGUAUGUUUUCUUCCAUAAUCAUACUCUAUGCAAAAUUCCCUUUCCAACGUGACUUUUUCGUUUUAAUGGCGGCGCUAUAAAGGAAUUUGUGAUUAACCUAAAAUCCGCCAUAUUGGUUACAAGACAAAAAAAAUUUUAAACUGUCAAUGUGGCAUGAUCAACAAAUGGCUAUUAAAACAGGCUAAAUAAAUGAAACCUUGUAAUUAUGUUUUCCAUGUUAGUAUACUUCUUGGAAAAAAAAAUUAAUCCACAUCUUCAACACAGGAUUUCGGAUAGAUUUUAAAUAGGACCCUGUAUACUUUUUUCGAAAUAUUAUUCCACGUAAAGUUCUCUAUUCAAUGAUGUAACAAGAAUUACUUUUGUUGUCAAAUGUAUGUGAUAUUUACAUCAGCGGAAUCCAUGUUUCUUCAAAAUCUGCCUAGCUGACUCACGAUUUACAUUAAUUUGUUGCUUGUUCCAGUUGCCUUUCAGAUACCGAUGGGUCAAAGUGAACAUAUGCCAAAAAAUUUAUCUCCGCUUCUUUACUUACUACGAAAGAGUUCUCUUCAUCACCAUUUCUAAACUCUACCUCUAACUUGAAAAAUUAUGAAUAACUUGGAUGUCUUCUUCUAUUAGGAUAUCGCUGAGCGUACAAAGUACAAGCAUUUCUAGAAUUUUUUCUGCAUUCACCGAACAUUAAUAGCACAUCAACUUGCUCGUUUCUUGUAGAACUCAGUAAAAAAUACUGUAGGUUUACCUUUUAUGCAAUAGGAAUAAGCGAAAAUAAAUUUAAAUGAAACGAAGAUUGCCAAACGUCAAAUAAUUAAACAAUAAUGGGUACGUUAUGAAUUGACUUUCAUUUGCUGUUCCACAGCCCACCAUUCUUUUCAAAUAAAUGCUAUUUGAAAACAUCCCAAAUUUUCAUAGACUCCUUACCUUCUUGCGGCGAUUGGUAGCUUCUAUGAAAUAGUUGUAAUUUUAAUUCGUUACUUAACCGAUAGUAGCUUGCAGAACAUCAUUGGAAAUGCGUUUCCAUUCAGAGCCAAGAAUAAAAAACUACUUUUUGUUUUGUAAUUCCUAUGGAGGUUAAUUCACAAAUUCUUUUAUAAAGCUGUCAUUUGACAACAAAAGUAAUACUUGUUCUAUAUCAUUGAAUAGAGAACUUUACGUAGAAUAAGAUUUCUGAAAAAGGUAUACAGGGUCCUAUUUAAAAUCUUUCCGACAUCCUGUGUUGAAGAUGUGGAUUCCUGACUUUUUUUCAAAUAAGUAUACUAGCAUGAAAAAUAUAAUUAAAAGCUUUCGUUUAUUUAGCCCGUUUUAAUGACGGCGCUAUAAAGGAAUUUGUUAAUAACCUAAAAUCCGCCAUAUUGCUUGCAAGACAAAAAAAUAUUUCAAACUGUCAAGGUGGCGUGAUCAACAAAUGUCUAUUAAAACGAAAAUUUCACUUGUGACACAUCGUAGGAAAGUAAAUUUUGCAUAGAGUAUGAUUAUGGAAGAAAAUAUACAGAUUUCCAUUUGAAAAAGGAAAGUCAAUGUCACUUCCGGUCAAAUCGGAAAGGAGAGAUAACCCAUUCAACUUUUGAGAAAUGCCUCUUAAUGACUAACCAAACAUGUCCAAAUCUUGGAACGAUAUCUUUAGUUGCCAAAAAAUACAGUGUGUUUCGGUAUUUUUUAACAUACUAAGUUUGAUAUAAAAUUCUUUUCGCUCAUUAAAUAUAUGGGUGAAGGCCACUUUUAAUUCGGAUCUUAGACUAUUACGGUUGACUACACAUUACAAGUAUAUAUUAGGUAAUGUUCAGGUUAGGACGUUAGUUUUAACCUCCUUCUGCAAAUGCUAACAGAGCGAAACACAUCUCAGAUGUUUAACAAACCGGUUUUGCGAAUGGUAAAACUAUGUAGUGGUCACAGUUGUUGCGCCAUAUUUGUUCACAAAUCAAAAACGAUGUUUGUGUUAUUUCAAUGACAUAUUUACGUUUUGAAUAGAAAGAAAAACGUAUUUCAAUAAAGUUAUAAUUGAUAACUAUUAGACAAAACUGAAGCCUGAUAUGUGACAAUGCAACAAUAAGAUUUCUUUCAAUCAUUUAACUUAAACAUUCAAAGUAGAUUGGUUGGUUUAAGUGUGAGCGCUUUUCAGGUUAUUUGCAUUGGUGUAUUAAAUAAUAAUACAUACUAUUCACAUCGAAUUUAUUUUUAAUAAAGUCACCAGCAAACCAUUAUGUGGUAGGCAUAUUAUACCAUGCGUUUUACCUUGAAAAUAUCUUGUAGACCUAAUAAAUUUUUAUUGCAAUUAGGGAUACUUGUAUAGGCUAGUAGAUACGUCCAAUCAUGUGAACAUAAAAUGAU